Molecule: messenger RNA, 1680 nt
Organism: Ectocarpus siliculosus
Lineage: Eukaryota; Phaeophyceae; Ectocarpales; Ectocarpaceae
Source: the annotation of a GenBank genome assembly
AUGCUGGAUGACCUCGACCUGGAUGCCGUCAACUUAGGACGCGACGAGGCCAGGGAUUGCACAGCCCAUGUGUCGUUAACGCAAAGGGCGAGCAAGCUAGCGGGCGAUCCCGACGGGGUGCACCAGCCAAUAGGGCAAGCGUGGUCGGUAACGCGCUCGACGUCACUUGAACCAAAGCAGCAAGGCCAUGACUUGGAGACGGGAGACACCCUUACUCACGUCAUCAGAUUGCACAGGGUGGGAAAUCGUUCAGGCUUCGGGGAGAGAGGGGCAAUGGCUCGGGGCACGUCGCAGCAAGUGGAUCAGCACGAGCAGCAGCAAUGCUUUGAAGACGAGAGAGCAGGGGGACUGGCACACUCAGAGGAGGAGGAAGAGGAUGGAGAUGAGGACGGAGAUAACGAACAAGAGUCCGCCGGCCGGGUGGCCGAGCUCAGCAGGCGAAUAGCCAUGCGAUGUCUCCGCAUCGAGCAAGAGUGCUUGAGGAGAGAGCGUUCUCAGACAAGGCUUUUUCAAGAGCAGCUCCGGGGCGUGCGACUGGGUGCCCAACAAGUUGCUCGUCGAACAAUCCACGACGAAAGGAUUCGACAAAAGCAGCUGCUUCUCGAGACUCAGCAGAGGUUCGAGGAAAAGGAGAAGGGACUUGUUGCGAAGCUCGAACUGGCGGAGGAGAGUUGGAAAGCGGAGAGGGAAUCACUUAGUGCCGACACCGCGGCCGCCAAGUGCGAAGUGGAAAAAUGCCGCAGGCAGGCCCGGGCCGCCGCCGAGGCUGCGAGAAACACCACAAAGGAAGCUCUCGAAAAGCAGAGACUUGAUUUCCAGCGGGGUUGGGCCGAGGAAAAGGGAGGGCUUCGAAGAGCCGCCGAAGACGCGCUUCGUCGUGCCAUGGAAGGAAAUGUUCGGGAGAGGGAAGAAGCUGCCACAAAGGCCCAAACGGCCCAGGACUCGCUCGACGCCCAGUUGCGGUCAUGGAAAGCCAAGGCUGAAACGGCCGAGAGGCGUGCCACCGAAGAACGGGAGAAGAGAAGAGGCCUUGAGGCAGGUGUGAAAGGGGUUCUUGCCCAGGAGGUGGAGAAGGCCCAGAAGACCCAAGACGACAUGCUUCGAGACCUAAGGACCAAGGCGGAGACAGACCGGGCCACGCACGCGGAGGAGAUAGAGCGUCUCCAGGAGGAACACAGGGCCGGCCUUCUGCGUGUUCAUCAGGACAAGAAAAGCCUCUUCGAAGCUGCCCGGCGACAAUGGGAAAAGGAGAUGCAAGAGCUGCGUCGGGAGGCCGUGGCCAAAGCAGAAGACGCAGCAACCCGGGCAACGGCGGAGCGCUCGGAGGCGCUGAGACGAUUAAGAUUAGCACAUGACACCGAGAUGAGAAAGGCAGGCAGGGAUAUAUUGAGACUGGAGCGAGAAGCCCGCCGCUCUCAGCAGCAGCAGGAACCCUCCGGUAUGGCGCCGCGUUCGAAGGAGGACAACUCGACCCUAUCGCCGUUGCCUCGAGGAAGCUACAGCCCCCGGCCUCUCCUGUCUGAGGUAUCUAUUCGUACCGCCUCUUGCCGACGAUUGUCCCAGCUUGGCCUCCUUUACUCUGCAUCGUGUCGGGAUCGUGGAAAAGCCCCAAAGCCAAGGACGAGUUGGUAUUUCUUCCACCAAACCAUUGUCUAUAUACACACACAUACGGGGGUCUGA